Sebastes umbrosus (honeycomb rockfish) is the source of this 2263-nucleotide messenger RNA. RefSeq names its product glycine receptor, alpha 3 (gene glra3). The coding region runs from base 150 to 1670 and encodes 506 amino acids. The record is from RefSeq and is a predicted model, not a curated record. Gene Ontology annotation, biological process: nervous system process; regulation of membrane potential; signal transduction. The transcript is spliced from 10 exons. Lineage: Eukaryota; Metazoa; Chordata; Actinopteri; Perciformes; Sebastidae. Gene Ontology annotation, cellular component: neuron projection; plasma membrane; synapse. Gene Ontology annotation, molecular function: transmembrane signaling receptor activity; glycine binding; chloride channel activity.
ACACAGAGUUGUUGGAGUUGCUGUCAGUAAUAAGGUAAUAUGGUUGUAUAGUUGCCCCCCGCGCGCUGUUUGACCACAGCUGGAGCUGGAGGAGCACGAGCGCUAUCCGCGGUGCUGAAAGCUGAAGAGACGAGAGGAGAGAGAGAGAGAUGAGGAGACAGCAGCUCUCUGUGGCGGGCUUUCUACUGCUACUGUCACUGAGUGUGGGUCAGUGUAAGGAGGUGGACAAUGCUGCAAGGACACGACAUGUCCCAAUGUCUCCCUCUGAUUUUCUGGAUAAACUGAUGGGCAGGACGUCUGGAUAUGAUGCCAGGAUAAGACCAAACUUUAAAGGUCCUCCAGUUAACGUUUCCUGUAACAUUUUCAUCAACAGCUUUGGCUCCAUUGCUGAAACCACCAUGGACUACCGUGUAAACAUCUUCCUCCGUCAGCAGUGGAACGACCCCAGGCUCGCUUUUACUGAAUACCCAGAUGACUCUCUGGACUUGGACCCCUCUAUGUUAGACUCCAUAUGGAAACCGGACCUGUUCUUUGCCAAUGAGAAGGGGGCCCACUUUCAUGAAGUCACUACAGAUAACAAACUGCUCAGGAUAUUCAAGAAUGGGAAUGUUUUGUACUCUAUCAGACUAACAUUAACUCUGUCAUGCCCCAUGGAUCUAAAGAACUUCCCUAUGGAUGUCCAGACGUGUAUCAUGCAACUGGAGAGCUUUGGUUACACCAUGAACGACCUGAUCUUUGAGUGGCAGGAGAAUGGACCAGUCCAAGUGGCCGAAGGCCUCACGCUCCCACAGUUCCUCCUCAAAGAUGAAUCAGACCUCAGAUACUGCACCAAGCACUAUAACACAGGUAAAUUUACGUGUAUUGAAGUGCGCUUCCACCUGGAGCGUCAGAUGGGCUACUACCUGAUCCAGAUGUACAUCCCCUCUCUGCUCAUUGUCAUUCUGUCCUGGGUCUCCUUCUGGAUCAACAUGGAUGCUGCCCCAGCCAGAGUGGCACUGGGCAUCACCACUGUCCUCACAAUGACAACACAGAGUUCAGGCUCCAGGACUUCACUGCCUAAGGUCUCCUAUGUGAAGGCCAUAGACAUCUGGAUGGCGGUGUGUCUCCUCUUCGUCUUCUCCGCCCUGUUGGAGUACGCUGCUGUCAACUUUGUGUCAAGGCAACAUAAAGACCUGCUGCGAUUCAGACGGCCUACCAAGAGCAAGAGCAAGAACAGUGGAGGUGCAGUUGAUCCAGAGGAGCUAGCUGCAUCCCUUCGUCGUGUUAAUGUUGACGACGACCUCAAACCAACAGACCCUCCUUAUGGAUCUAUGACCAACAUCUACACCAGCAACCACAGGGAAAGGGAAGUACAUGAGGGCAGACCGACCUCCACAGCCGCUGUGACCUCCACUCCGAGCAACAGCAAGGACUCGAAGGCCAGCGCCAACAAUACUGUAACUGUACUGAACACCACAGGAGCCGCAGCAAACACUACCCAGAAUCCACCUGGGGCAGCGGCAGGCGGAGGUGGUAAAAGCAUCGAAGAGAUGAGGAAGUUAUUUAUCGACAGAGCCAAAAAGAUUGACACUGUGUCGAGGGCCGGCUUCCCUCUGGCCUUUCUCUUCUUCAAUAUAUUCUACUGGGUUCUUUAUAAGAUACUUCGACAUGAAGAUGUACAUAGCAAAUAGAGAAAGAAAUUCAUAUUUACUAUGUGUGCGCACACACACACAUCCUUCAUAUGAGGACACUUCAUUAACUACCUUUAUUUCCUUUUUCCUUCAGCCUGACCUUGAGAACCAUUCAGACCUCACUUGAUUCUGAAGUACAGCGAUCAGUUCUCACAGAUAAUGUUCAAAAACACAAAAGGAUCAAGAAUAAGCAAAUCAAAGAGUAUGAAUGAUGAUUUUAUUUCUCUCUAAAAGACACUGACGGUAGAGAAUAUCCAAAGAGUUGAUUGUUUACACAUCUGGACAGUGUCUGGAAUAGUAUGCGUAGACAUAUCCAGCAUAUGGAUAUGUCCUAUAAAUUCAAAGUUAAAAAAUAAUCUCCCACUAAUGAGUGAUGUGGCCCAUGUGACUCAAUAUAUAUUACUUUAUUAUCAGCAUCAUCAAUCUGCUGUGGAAUGAGUCAGAGCCCUGGAAUUCAUGUGUUGAUGUAGUUGAGGGAGCUUUACACCAGAAUUAUUACACACUAAAUAUCUGGUCACAUUUACACAAACUUUGGUUUAUAAAAGAUUCAUACCGCUAGAUAUAAGACAAUCAUAGCAGCCAUGUAGAACUGC